CUAGAGAGAACUAAGGCGUGCGGAGUGCUGAUGACCAGCACCAUGCUUCUUAUGCUUGGAUCUUAAGAUUCCCCCCCUCACUAAACACAUUGCUUGAUAACCGUUCCUGGGCAUCAGAAGGCAAAAGGAGGAAGAGUGAAUCUUCAGCCGAGUGGACUAAGAUCAGCAAAAGAGUCAGAGAGUGAGAGAGAAAGAGAGAGAGAGAGAAAGAGAGAGAGAGAGAGAGAGAAACAGAGUGGGUGCUUUGCUUGCACAGCGGCAAAGUGGGAAUUUAAAGAACUGCAGUGAAAAAGAACCCAGAGCUUCCCCAACCACAACACAGGCAUAACCUCGCAGAAUUACACAGCCAGGUAGAAAUGACAUCUACGGGCAAAGAAGGCAGCGGAGCUCAGCACGCACAAUAUGUUGGACCCUACCGCUUGGAGAAAACCCUGGGCAAAGGACAGACAGGGCUUGUGAAGUUGGGGGUUCACUGUGUAACAUGUCAAAAGGUCGCUAUAAAAAUUGUCAACAGAGAGAAGCUCAGUGAGUCGGUGCUAAUGAAGGUGGAGCGAGAAAUAGCCAUCCUGAAGUUGAUAGAACACCCCCAUGUUUUAAAGCUGCACGAUGUUUACGAAAACAAAAAAUAUUUGUAUUUGGUGCUAGAACAUGUGUCUGGUGGAGAGCUCUUUGACUAUCUUGUAAAGAAGGGAAGAUUAACGCCAAAAGAAGCUAGAAAGUUUUUCCGACAAAUCAUCUCUGCUUUAGAUUUUUGUCAUAGUCAUUCUAUAUGCCACAGGGAUUUAAAACCUGAAAAUCUAUUGCUGGAUGAAAAGAAUAACAUCCGGAUAGCAGACUUUGGGAUGGCAUCACUUCAAGUUGGGGACAGUUUGCUUGAAACAAGCUGUGGAUCACCGCAUUACGCCUGCCCAGAAGUAAUCCGGGGAGAAAAGUAUGAUGGGAGAAAAGCAGACGUCUGGAGCUGUGGAGUCAUUUUAUUUGCAUUGUUAGUGGGCGCUCUACCAUUCGAUGAUGAUAACUUGCGGCAGCUGCUGGAGAAAGUGAAACGUGGUGUGUUCCAUAUGCCACAUUUCAUCCCCCCAGACUGUCAGAACCUCUUGCGAGGGAUGAUUGAAGUGGAUGCCUCGAAACGGCUGACGCUAGAACACAUUCAGAAGCACAUAUGGUAUAUAGGGGGCAAGAAUGAGCCAGAACCAGAACAGCCCAUUCCUCGAAAGGUGCAGAUUCGCUCCCUCCCUUCCUUGGAAGACAUUGAUCCUGAUGUUUUAGACAGCAUGCACUCAUUAGGUUGCUUCCGUGAUAGAAAUAAACUCUUACAGGACUUGUUAUCAGAAGAAGAGAACCAAGAGAAAAUGAUUUAUUUUCUUCUCCUUGAUCGGAAAGAGAGAUAUCCCAGUCACGAAGAUGAGGACCUACCUCCUAGAAACGAAAUAGACCCCCCUAGAAAACGUGUGGACUCUCCAAUGCUGAACAGACAUGGGAAGCGGAGGCCGGAGAGGAAAUCGAUGGAGGUUCUGAGUGUGACAGAUGGAGGAUCACCAGUUCCAGCUCGCAGAGCAAUUGAAAUGGCACAGCAUGGACAGAGUAAAACAAUGUUCAGUAAAAGCCUGGAUAUCUGUGACGCCAAUCCCAAAUUCAACAAAGAAGAAAGGAUGACGAGUGCUGACGCAUUGGGGUCUCGUUCAAUCAGUGGAGCAUCAUCUGGCCUGUCCACCAGCCCCCUUAGCAGUCCAAGGGUCACCCCUCACCCCUCUCCAAGGGGCAGUCCCCUCCCUACCCCCAAGGGGACACCUGUCCAUACGCCAAAGGAGAGCCCAGCAGGCACACCCAACCCUACGCCACCAUCCAGUCCCAGCAUUGGAGGAAUGCCCUGGAGAACACGGCUCAACUCGAUCAAGAACAGCUUCCUGGGAUCUCCUCGAUUCCAUCGCAGGAAAUUGCAAGUACCAACUCCAGAAGAGAUGUCCAAUUUAACUCCAGAAUCUUCCCCAGAGCUUGCCAAAAAGUCUUGGUUUGGUAACUUUAUCAACCUGGAGAAAGAAGAACAGAUCUUUGUGGUUAUUAAGGACAAACCACUGAGUUCCAUCAAGGCUGACAUAGUUCAUGCAUUCCUCUCGAUUCCCAGUCUCAGUCAUAGCGUCAUCUCACAGACAAGCUUCCGUGCAGAGUACAAAUCCACGGGAGGCCCAGCUGUCUUUCAGAAGCCAGUGAAGUUCCAAGUGGACAUAACAUACACAGAAGGUGGGGAAGCCCAGAAAGAGAAUGGGAUCUACUCAGUCACUUUCACGCUUUUAUCAGGUCCAAGCCGUCGCUUUAAGAGGGUAGUAGAAACCAUUCAGGCACAGUUGUUAAGCACACAUGACCAGCCUUCAGUGCAGCAGUUAUCAGACACCACUAACUGUUUGGAGUUGAUGACUGGGAGACUUUCCAAAUGUGGAAUUAUCCCGAAAAGUUAACAUGUCAGCCAACAGCUUCACCUUCUGUGCUCUGCGAACACUUGUUCACGGAAGGCCACUGAUGUAAGACUGUCCACGGACUGGUUCUUUUUGGGGACUCCCAGCCUCCCCUCUCCCACUGCAGGAAAUGGGUCUCCUCCCUUCCACUCGCCCUCAACACACACUUUUCUUUUGGUGCUGUGCGCUGGAGAAUUGCUCAGUUUUGAAACUGCACAGCUGGAAUUACUGGAAUGGCAUUUUAGCCCUUGACAACACACUUCCCCACUGGCACAUCCGGACUACAGUGGGGGCGGGGGGAAUGUUAUAUGACAUAUUCAAGCUGUGUUCUCAUCCAACAUUAAGGAGUUUCAUCAGAGGGUUUGUCCUCAAAUAUUUUUUCCCCUGUCCCUGUUCUCCCUUCCCUAUCCCUUUUCAAAUUGUGUUUACGUUUUUAUAAUCUCAAAACUUCUUUUCAACCUGCUGGAGGGGCAGGAAAUAAACUUAGGGAAAUCUACAAAAUGAACAUCAAACAGAUAUGAACAUGAUACUUAGGGGAAAGGCAACCUUCGGCAACAAAGAGGAGGGAUGAGAAUCCACCUGUGUGAGGACAAUAUCUUCUGCUGCCAAGCACUGUUGCCGCUACCACCGCUGCUGCUGCUUUUUCUCCUCCUCUCCUCAACCCACUCCCUCCUGCCCUCUUUCCUUCUGCAUUGGGACUUUGUUCCACCAGCUGAAUUCUGUGCUGCAUCGUGCAUUUGAAUGCAACUGUUGUGUCGUUAGCGCUGCAUUGAUAUAUCAGUAUUAUUUAUUUGCUGGUUUAAUUUUUAUUUAUUUAUUUAUUUAUCUGUUUAUUUAUUUGGGUUGUUAUUUUUAAAAUGCAAAAGAAAGAACAUAAGAGUAUUUUUUUUCUCCCGUGUGUGCGUGCGUGUGUACAACCACUGGUACUUAGUUCAUCUGAGCAAGAUAUGGAGGAGAUAGCACUAUGGGCGAGUUAAACACAAAGCUACUGUAAACUUUUAAAAGUAUUGCAAGAUAUUUUUAUACACUUUUUUUUUUUCAAAAGUGGGUGGGUGGGCUGGAAGUUUCUCAUGUGUGUUUAAAUUAUUAUUAGGUCAUUAUUAUUUAUGAUGCAUAUAUAUAUUUAAAAAUUUAAGCUGUUAGGUAUAUCUUCUGCUUUCAUUACUGUGUAGAGGUAACACUGAUUCCUAUGUUUUGGGGGGAGGAGGAAAAAAGAAUGACAAGACCAUUUAACUUGUUCCUCUCACCAAUAUUCCAGAUUUUAUUUUGUGUCUGUCUAUUUUUUGUAAAGUUUUUUUCCCCUCUCCAGUUGUUUCACAAUCAAGUAUAACUUAAUCUGGCCCACAUUCAAAGGUUUUAAAAACCAUGAUCAUUUGUGUCAAAAGACCAAAAAAAAGAAAAAGAAAAAAAAGCAGGAGACAUUCUCCUUCACUGAUAUUUUUAAAAUGUAGAUUUAGUAUUAGUGUUCGAUUCUCUUAUUAUCUUCAAUUGCUAUUUGUUGGGUUCCUAUGAGUGUAUGUUGUACUGCAAGUUUUUUAAUGAUGGUAUUAAAUUUCUCCUUCAUGCUUUUCUUUCUUUUUAUAUUUUCUUUACUUUUUAUCUUCGUUCUUUAUGGGCUUUCCCCCCUUCUUCUCUCCUUCUUGGACCUUUUUUUUCUUGUACAUAGGUUUGAAGAAAAGAACUUUUUUAAAAAAGACACAAAAAUGGGAGGGUGUUUUUUCUUUGUUUUUUCCUAAUCUGAAACAUUUCUCUUGUAUUGCUGUGUGCAUGUCAGACACUGGGAGGGUGAUGGCUGGGGAUGGAGAGAGGUGAGGAUGCAAGAGGUUUGGAGGCAGUUUUAAUUGCAUGAUAUUGCUGUAAAUUAGUCUCUUUUGCUUUCAUUGUCUUUUCUGCCUCCACCUACUCCUUCCCUCCCCCCCCAAGCUUCCCUUCUGCCACCCUCAGCCCUCCCCCCUCUUUUCUCUUCCCUUGUGUAUAGAUUUUGAUGCUUCUGUUACAUUGUACCUCUACAAAAGGCUGGGAUUUCAAUACAAAAUACUACUAAUAAUAUUAAUAAUACAACAAAACCCAUAUGGUACAAGCAGGAAGGAGAUUACUUACACAAGACAUAAGAAUAAAUGAAAGCAAUACCUCUUGUUAUCCUUCCUAUUUUGUACUUUGAAGACACAAACACACACACACACACACACACACACACACAUACACACACACUCACACACAUAUGGACACAAACUGACAUCCUUUAACAGUUAAAAUGGACAAAAAACUUUCUGAUGUAUCUCUUGUUAAAUAACUGUGAGCAACUUUAGUUCAAAAACAAUAAAUCCAUUCAGUAAAGAUA
This is a messenger RNA of Hemicordylus capensis (graceful crag lizard), 4794 nucleotides long. RefSeq names its product BR serine/threonine kinase 2 (gene BRSK2). NCBI's taxonomy places the organism in Eukaryota, Metazoa, Chordata, Lepidosauria, Squamata, Cordylidae. Gene Ontology annotation, biological process: protein phosphorylation; microtubule cytoskeleton organization; intracellular signal transduction. Gene Ontology annotation, cellular component: cytoplasm. The record is from RefSeq and is a predicted model, not a curated record. Gene Ontology annotation, molecular function: protein serine/threonine kinase activity; ATP binding; tau-protein kinase activity. The transcript is spliced from 22 exons. The coding region runs from base 357 to 2456 and encodes 699 amino acids.